AUGGACGAUGUUACUGCUGGGCUUUUGAAGAGCCUAGAUAUCGACGUUAAUGGAAAGCCGAAUGCCCUUCAAGAUAGGGCCCAAUGGGAAUGGCGUCGAGUGAAACAUAGCUUUAGCACAAAAAAGCGCAAUAAAGUGAUCGAGGACCUUAGGCAUUGGAAUGAAGACUUAAGGAGGUCUGUUGAAAAACCAGAAUUGCCCGCGGAAGACGACAGUGGCAAAGUCCAAUAUCUCAAACGCCGCUUCAAUAUUGAGCGUUGCAAUUCAAUCCGUCAGUGCUUAAGCUCUCUUCACCGAGCACUCGAAUUUGCAUUCCGUUGUGCCUGCUCACCACCUCACCAAGCUGCCAUCGACCUUGACUGGGAGGCGAUUGAAUCUAAUGCAGCCAAAACUUUCAAAGUGGCCCUCUCCUUCUCCCCUAUCUUCUCCCCUAUAUUCUUCCUUCCGAUCCAAGAUGUCAAAUGUCAAAUUCCGCUUACUGUCCCGGACACCCUCACCCCCACAAACUCCGCCGGUUUUAUUAACGGCACCAACGGCCGUUUCAACCACAGCGAGUACGGCAUCGCUGCCUCCACUGCCUGGUCAGUCUUACACUUGAGUGGCAGUCCCUGGCUUGGCCAUCACUGGGACGAAAAGCAAGCGAAUAUUUUUCUCGAGAAAAACCAAGGCGGCCGGGAAAUUUUAUCCCGGUACCCGUGUGCAUCAUAUACAUUUUUACCGCCAACAAGCCCGGAGCAGCUGGUUGCAACGGACUUUGACCAUCUAAUUCCCAACAAAACUGUCUUCACACUCGGUAUUCUCCUCAUCGAGCUCUGCAUCAACAAAUCAUUUGCGGAGUGCCGGCAGACCGGUGAGAGCGUGACACCAGCCUCUCUACUCGAUGACUAUAAGGCUGCGCUGAGCAAGUUGAAUGAGGUGUACCGUGUAGCAGGAGACUCUUAUGGAUAUGCAACGGAACGGUGUGUGAAGUUCGCGUUUCAGGGGCCGGAUUCCUACCAGGAUUUUACUUUCUCGAAAUUCCGGCAGCAAUUCUACGAUGCUGUGGUUGCGCCGGUGCAGGCGACUUAUCUUGCCUUUCCGGAUUCGUACAUUCCUGUGUAA
Messenger RNA from Penicillium expansum, 1101 nucleotides. RefSeq lists its product as uncharacterized. Bases 1 to 1101 code for a protein of 366 amino acids. The record is from RefSeq and is a predicted model, not a curated record. The transcript is spliced from 4 exons. NCBI's taxonomy places the organism in Eukaryota, Fungi, Ascomycota, Eurotiomycetes, Eurotiales, Aspergillaceae.